Molecule: messenger RNA, 1814 nt
Organism: Oryza sativa Japonica Group (Japanese rice)
Lineage: Eukaryota; Viridiplantae; Streptophyta; Magnoliopsida; Poales; Poaceae
Source: RefSeq, a predicted model, not a curated record
GAUGCUCCUUCAUGACUUUUCACUGUCUAAUUGGUAUCGUGAAGACUCUGAACCAUUUCCAUCUGGAUUCAGGUUUAUGCUGUUCACAAUCUGCAAAGCUAUCAGUUUAAAGCACUAGUUUCAGUUUCAACCAGUUUGGUGUGAGGGCAGCAGUGAUCACCAAGAACAUCCUGAUGUCUGAGGUCAUCGCUUCUGCGGUCGUCGGUGAGGCUGUGAGCAGGAUCUCCACCUUCCUCAUCGACAAUCAUAACCGCAAAUCAAGCGAGGAAGAUGGCCUGGAGAGGCUGGAGAUGGCACACAUCAAGAUGGAGGCCGCCCUGGAAGUGUCCAGCAGGUGGCCUUUGGCCAUGGAUUCCUCGCUUAUGCGUUGGAGGAAGAAGCUGAAGCGAGCCUCCGACGAGUGCAGCCAUGUCAUGGACAGAUGCAAGCGCCGCGCCAUGGAAGACGAUGAGACGGAGAAGAUCAGUCGGUGCUCUUUCCCCAAACGGAUCGCCCUUGCCACAAGAUCAUUCCUCUCCUCCUUCGCCGCUGACAAGAAUGUUGAUAGCCUGAACUCCACUUCAACCAUUCAGAGGUUUGAAAGGUUCGCCGAUGGCGCCGGCGAGUUCCUGAAAUUCAUGGAGUUUGGCAGAAUAGGCAGCAUCAACUACAUGCUCGUUGAUCCUCUCACUGGGCAUCUCCUCGCAGGCAAAGCACUGCAGUAUGAAAGUUCUCAUGGAAAUCAGUACUACCUAAUAUCAAAGCCAAUGAGUUUCGCAGAACGAGGGCAAGAAGCCGGUGUGUUGCUUCGCUACAACAACCAUGAGAGGCCAGAGGAGAACUUUGUUCUUGGAAUUCUUCUACGUUUGACAGCAAGCACGAACGUGACUGGGAUUGUGGCCAGGUGCUUGGAUUCACUUCUCCCUAGUUUCAAGCCGGUCGCUGAAGCUGCAAAGCAGGAGCUCACUCAGGUUCACCACCGAGCCUUCUACUGCUUCCCCUUUGUGGAUUCUACUGAUCCAGAGUACUGGAGCAUCCACCAUUCCGAGACUCACCGUGCUCGUCCAAAUCCGGCAUGCUGCCAUGGCCAGAGCAGAAGCAGUGACAUGGUUGAGCUGUCAGGGACGACGACAUUCCCGGAGCAGGUGAUCAAACUGUUCGUGCAGCGGCAUGUCUCGGCGCGACCAUCAUCAUCUGGUCACGGCGGCGACGGCGAGAGGAGGAGAUCCUCUGAAGAUUCCGGGCCGCCGCCUCUGCUGCAGGUGACGGCCAUCUUCGCGCCGCACGCCUCGCCGGAGGAGCUGCCGCCGUCAGGAUCCGAGAGCGCCGCGGUCGUGGCGAUCGAUGGGAGGGAGGAGCCAGCCGUGCGAACGGACAUCGGAUUGCGCGAGGUGGAUGAGUUUCUUCUGCCUGGCGCCAUCGAUCGCCUGUGCCACUGCCACGACGUCCAUGGCACGGUGGAUGGAUCGUCGGCGGCGGCGGCGUACGAGGUGUUCUGGAGGUCGGGACAUGGCGUCGCCUACCUGUGCGUGGAGAAGAUGGGCACGGAGAUGGCAAGGUGCAGGCCGACUCAAUGGCGGGAGUAAAGGUAGAGACGACGGUGGCGCUCGCCUCUUCUGCUAAUAUGUGGUGACUGACAUGUGGGCCAGUCAGAGAAACAUGGUGCUUGACAUGUAGGGUUUCAUGUUAGAGGAUUUGCUUCCUGUCCACCCACAACAUGGAAAAUAUACAGUGAAAAUUUACUGUUGGAUCUAAAAAUAGAUGUAUAGUAAUAUUUUUCCACGUCAUAACUGUGAGUAAAAUUACAGCUGAAUUUGCCAUGGUUUUUGCGGUGA